AUGCCUGUCCUACCAGUACGAUAUGAAAGUUUGAAGGCGAUUCUGCCGUACAUGGACCCAAAUACACGAUUCCAAAUCUCCCUGCGCAUCCCAUCAGUCAGCUCACUGGAGAGCCGGCUACCGCUGAAAAUCAAAAAUUUGACGUUUUCAAAUAUUGAUACCAAAGUAAACAAGAUCUCCUAUCAACUUGGUGUAUACCGUGAUUACGGUCGCAACGAAACUCCUUCCGAUGUUCACCAUAUGAAUCAAGGGGGAGGGUCUCUCAAUGACAUUGAUCAAUAUGGAGUCAUUAUGAAUCCCGGAGUGAACAGCGUACUUCCAGGAGAUAUCGAUUUGAGAACAGGAGUUCACCGAAAUUUUCUGCCUAAUACGGAAGGACAGGAACAAUUUCUACUCCAACAACUGAAAGCUUUAAAAAUGAUACUGGCCGAACGGUUGAAUCAGGAAUAUAUUGAAGACGACGAAACUAGGAAUGUAGUUAUUGGUGCUCCUUUUAAUGGUUUUGUAGAGAAUUAUCGAAGAGACACAUCUGUAGAAUCUAUUCAACUCCAGAUUCAAUCACUUCGGAACUCGCUUCGUCCUUUCAACAAUCGUCGGAACAAUCGGAUUUCUCCAUACACUGCAUCGAUUCAGUUUACUAGACGGUCUCCAAAAGGAGUAACAAUCCAACGUGUUGCAUACAAUAAGUAUCUUUAUGAAGCGACAAAGGCGGUGCACACAAAACUGUUUGGAAAUCGUGGUUCGAGUAUAACUGUGAAAAAUCUGAAGAUUGACCUUCCCAAUCGAAUUUUCCGUUUUCCCACGGCAACUGUUUUGAAAAUUGAAAAUUUAGAAGUUGCAUUCUGGAAUUCACUUACAUUUGAACGGUUCAAGGAAAUCAUUGAUCCAUCAUCUCUUCCAAUUCAACAACUGAAAAUUUCAAGUUUCCUGCGUUUUUUCGAUUGUAGACACAUCAUUGCGAGAGAGGCAAAAGCAUUAAUUAUCAAUAAUAAUCCUAUUGAAAAUGAUUCAUGGACCCCAAUUCUUCGGAAUCUGACCAACCGGAGAGUGUGCUUGGAGAAUGAGAACGCACGGAAUCCACCAAAUAAUUAUAUGGAUUUGAUUGAAAAUUGGUUGGAGAGAGGACGUCCGGUUGGAACCACUUUUUCUAUGGGAAUCAAAAGCGAAGAGGCCGUGAAGCAAUGUUUGGACACUCUGAAACAGAGACAAGAAGUUAUUGGAUCUUCUGAAAAACAAGUUCAACUUCGUAUCAACGCUUCAUUGAUGCUCAAUGUCUCUUAUGAAAUGAUUGAACAACGUGGGAGAUUACCAAGAGAUGACCAAUCAAAGUGGUGGCUGAUACUGAAAGUUGUUCGUGGAAGAUCUGAAUGA
This is a messenger RNA of Caenorhabditis remanei, 1371 nucleotides long. RefSeq lists its product as uncharacterized. The transcript is spliced from 3 exons. Bases 1 to 1371 code for a protein of 456 amino acids. The record is from RefSeq and is a predicted model, not a curated record. NCBI's taxonomy places the organism in Eukaryota, Metazoa, Nematoda, Chromadorea, Rhabditida, Rhabditidae.